This is a messenger RNA of Pocillopora verrucosa, 2091 nucleotides long. Lineage: Eukaryota; Metazoa; Cnidaria; Anthozoa; Scleractinia; Pocilloporidae. The record is from RefSeq and is a predicted model, not a curated record.
UUUUCGUUCAAAAUGGCGGACGAUGAUUUGGAAGGGUAUGACGAUGACCUCGAUGAGGUCGAAGAAGAAGACCACUUUGAAGAUGUAGAUGACUUAGAGCCAACAGAAGACACAGAUAAUAUUGACAUUUUGCCCACAACAGAAGAAAGCCAAGAACCAACAAAAAGAAUCACAACACCAUAUAUGACAAAAUAUGAGAGAGCAAGAGUAUUAGGAACUAGAGCUCUACAGAUAAGUAUGGGUGCCCCUGUUAUGGUGGAACUUGAAGGUCAGACAGAUCCUCUACAGAUAGCCAUGAAGGAACUCAAAUUCUUCAGGAAGCUCUGCCUGUAACCUGUGUGUGCCCAAAGUGGACCUCAAUUUCUCCCUUAAAGAGGACAUCAUUCCAUCAGGUUUUUACCAAGCGGAAGUGAAAGGAAAGAAGUGGUGCCACUUUAUUUUUGCUACAAAACAACAGCUGAGUCAGUUAGCUGCAACAAAAACAUGGUACAUGGACAGAAAUGACAAGAUAGUCAAGGAACCCUUUCACCAACAUGUCUGCCGAGUCUGCAAAACAAGUGCCAUUAGUGUUUGUCCUAAUGUCCUCAAAGAAAAAGAGAGAUUACAAGAAGAUUUUGAGAGAGAUCAUCCAUCUUCUACCAUGUGAAUGGCUUCAUGUGCAAUUUGUUACAGCAGAUUUUGAUGAGGCAUUAUUGUGGGGAGCACUUUGGUCUGUUGUCCUACAUGCAAAGCUACAGAGACGUCCUCUUCACUGGACCCAGUUAAUGUGAAAAAAGAUGCAAGAACUUGGUCUGCAAGCACUGUGCAUUGAGGAUAAUGGUAUGCACAAAUACAUUAGAAAACUGCUUGCAUUACCCUUACUGCCUAGCAACGAGAUUUUUACUCAGUUCUAAAGUACAGGCAACCACAGCAACACUUCAGGAACUAAUAAAAUACAUUGAGGACACAUGGAUCACUAACAUUGCGUACCCCAUUAGGGAUUGGUCUGUUUAUUGUCAGCCAAUAAGAACAAUGAAUGACAUUGAAAGCUGGCUGAAGCUUCUCAGUGGUGAAACUGGUAGGAGCAGCCAAGUUCCUUUUUACACUCUAGUUCAGUCACUGCAUCAAGUGGCCCAACUUUCUGUUCAAAACGUGCAGUUGGUAAGGAACAAAAAGUUGAUCAGGAUUCAACAGCAAGAUUGCCAUCACUUGCAGUCACAGAUCAGUUAGUAUUGGACUGAGUACAUAUUGGAAAAGAAAAAUAACAACAACAAAACUUCUUAAGGUUUGUUCCAAGCUGUAGGGCCAUGUCAAACUGAUUCCUGACUUUCAUAUAUCAUGAGAUUUUAUUCAUUCAGUAAUAAGCUUGUAUUUAUUUUGAACACUGAUAUUAUAUACCAGCAGAAGCUUGGAACCUAUCAGUAAUGUGUAGAACUUUACGUGCGAUGAUUUUUUGAAAAAUUUCCUUUGUCAUAAUCAAAAUGUCUUAUUUUUUUGUAUUCAGUUUUGUAUUUUGUGAAAAAGUAAUUUUGGGAAAUGUGCAUAACAGUUGUGUAUUAGAAAUAUUAUCAUUAAACACAUGCUGGGGCUAGUAGUAAUGGUAGAUGUGUCAAAAUCUUUUACAGCAGUGAUGAGUUUCUUUAACUUUUCAAGAAAAAAAUUUCACUUAGCAUAAACAUUUAAUAUAUUACAGUCUAAUAUUAAUUAUUGAUCAUUAAUAGUACAGUCGGGGUGAAGAGAAUUGUCAAUAUUUUAAUAUUUAUUAUUUCUACAGUGUUGUAAAACAUAUUGUAAGAUGUACUACCCCUGUUAAUGUUGUGAGCACUGGUUGUGAUGAGUAUCAUAAUUCCAGGUUGUAAGUGUUUCUUCAUUGUUGCAAGAAGUAUUAGUGUCAUAUUGUAUUGCCUAAUUCCCGUAUGGCAGCAAUGUAAUAUGGAAAGAAGGGAAAUUCUCUUACCUAAGAUAGCCACAGAUUAUCCAAACAAAUUACUCCCGUGUUUGGCUCGUUACACUGUGUUGUCUCUACCCUGACACGUGUUACACAACAAGCCUAAAUAUUUGCUGCAGGGAACAUCCAAGAAUGUGUCUUUGUUUCUACCUUGCGAGGCCAGC